GUCAGUAUAGUUGUCGUUGAGUCGUUUUCACAUCGUCUUUUGCCCGUUGUUGGUGUAUAAAAUUUUUUUCUGGUGUGUUGUGUGUUGUAUAUGAGAAUGGCCAUGCUUUUCUAGCGCCUUGUUUGCUGGCUUCAUUUAGUCGUUUAGUAACUGUUGCAUCGUUCGUUGUUGUGUGUGCGAUUAAAAGAUAUUGCUAGUAUAUUCGAAAGGUUUAUAUUCUUUUUUUUUUGUAGAUAUUAUAGCUUGAAGCUGAGAAGGUGUAUAUGUUAUUUUGGUUUUUUUUUUAUGUGUGUCGUCUCUCUCGUUCGACAGGUUCAAUUUUAAUCAAAUUUUUUGAAAAUCUCAUAUUUUUUAAAAAAAUUAAUUUAAUUUUUAAUGAAAAAUUAAAUUUAUUACCAAUUUGUGGGAAGUGAAUUUACUUAUGUAUUUAUUUUCGAAAUCGAAAAUUCUUCUUAUGACCGUUAUUUUCUGAAUACUUGGAACGAAAAAAAAAGAGCGCGUUCCCUGCAACAGCAAAAUCUUUUGUGUGUUGAGUGUUUUUAAUUAUUUUAAAAAAAUUUUAAGUGAAUAAUUAAAAUUUUUUAUGUGAAAUUUUUGUUCUUAGCAAAAAUUAAUUAAGGAAAAUAACACCCAAUUGUUUUUUUUUUCGAAAAAAUCCAGAUAAGACACAAAAAGUCGAUAAAAAAAAAAACAAGAUACUUCAUCCGUUUCCUCUUCAAAUUCAUCAUCAACAAAAUCAAAAUGGAACGUGGAUUAUACAAAAAUCGCUCCAAUUUGCAUAUAAAAACGACAGCAGCGUUGGUCCUCAUCAUUGUCUCAAUGUUAACAGAUCACAUUCAAGCAGCUGGAGUUGAUGUUGAACCAAAUACAGCAUUACUAAUCGAAGGACAAAAAACAGAACUUUUGUGCAGAUAUGGAAGACCAAUUAAUUAUUGCCGUAUUGAAAUACCCGGCGAGAAAGUACUUAAUUUAUCACCGUUAUGGAGUAAAACCCCUGGAUUCUCAUACUAUGGUACUGGUUUGGAUAAUGGGCAGUGUGGUGUUACAAUUGAUAGGGUCAGUGCUUCGCACAAUGGCAAAGUCAAGUGUAGUCUGGGUUUUGAAGGAGAAGAAUAUGAAGGAAAUAUCGAUUUGGUUGUUGCGUUGCGACCACACCAGCCCGUAAUUGAAUUGCUAUCCAAGCCCGAUCAGGAUGAAGCUUUUGCAGCCGAAAGCAAAUUCGCUGCACGUUGUAUUGUUCGUGAUGGUCGACCAGCUGCGAACAUUACUUGGUUUGUUGAUGACUUACCCAUUUACCAAGGCCUCAAUCCACCAGAGGUGAUUGAAUCCCAAAGUGACAAAAAUGUCACCCUCUCGACCACAGCACAAUUAUUGCAGAAAUACUUAACGCCCGAGGACGAUGGCAAAAUGCUAAUUUGUCGCGCCCACCAUCAAACCGACCGUGAACAGCCACAGGAGGGUAAAUUUUUACUCAAAGUCAGAUAUGCCCCAGUUCCACAACCCGAGACAACUGUUUAUGGCCUUUACCUGGAACAUACUGCCAUGGUCAAUAUUACAAUUCGAGCCAAUCCGACGCCCAUCACCGAAUGGACCAUCGAAGGUAUUGCCAUUCCGCAAGGCACCCAAAGCGGACGUUAUUCAGCCUACGAGCCAGUUCAACUAGGCAAUGGAUAUUACAAUGUUACACUAGCCAUUGCCGGUCUCACACUACAGGAUACAACGAAAACUUACAACCUCAAGGCCUCAAAUGCAUUCGGUGUACGAGAAUAUUCAGUGAGGAUAAGUUCGUCGGCAACACCACCCAGUUCGGGACUCGAUGUUGGAUCGAUUGUUGGCAUUGCUGUGGCAGUUGCUAUUCUUGUAAUUAUUGUUCUGUUGAUUGGAUUCGCUCGAGCUACAGGACGUUGGUGUUUCGGAGGAAAAAAAUCCAGAUCUCCUACCAGUGAAACUAGCGACACAGAGAGUGCCGACAUUAAGACUGAGACAAAGUCACAUGCUGCCAAAUCUCAAAGAUUACCAUCAUUUUCAUCGUUAUUCAUGAGAAGGAAUGAAAAAUCCAAAAAGGAUUCAACUUUGGCAUCAGAUCAACCUGGAACAACUAACACAGGGACCAACAGCACUACCACAGAUAAUGCCGAGGAUUUGCUGGGUGAAUCGAAUAAGGCGAUGACAGCAUCAACUGGGGAGGUUGCUAUCGGUGGUAUAAAAGCCCCAGAGGAUUCAACAGCAACAGCGCCAUCAACUACAACAGGGACGACGACGACGACAACAACAACGGUGGCUGGAAAGGACAACGCACCAAAGGAAGACAAACAACUUGUGUACGCCGAAUUGGUAUUGAAACCAUCAGAUAAUAACCCACCGAUGCCAUCGUCGAAGAAUUCAACCGAAUAUGCUGAAAUUGUCUACGUACAAAAACCAACACCUGGAACAGCAGCUGUAGCAGCAACAACAGCGGAAAAAAUCGAUUCAAAAGGAAAGAAAUAAUUUUCCAAACAAAACAAAAAAUAAUGAAAAAAAAAAUCUCAGAGAGUGUGUUAUCCUUUAUCAAGAGGCAUAAUAAUAAUAAUUUUUAAUAAUAAAAAAAAAAAAUAUGCGAUAUUUCCAUGUCGAUUGUAAUUAAGUUUUAAAUUUUUAAUUUCCUCUUCUCACAGACAGAAAAUUCCCACUAAUGGGUCAUUAAAGACGAACAAUAUUUUAUUCCUUUUUUGUAAUAUUAAAUUUAUAUUUUCAAUAAAAAAACAGCUUGAUAUAAGCUCAUAAAGAACUUUAUCAUUACACCAGCACUUAAGUAAUAUACGCACAUUUUUUUAAUAUACCUACACAUAUACAUCAUUUUAAUU
Messenger RNA from Episyrphus balteatus (marmalade hoverfly), 2843 nucleotides. It is a transcript of the gene Fas3, whose product is annotated as fasciclin-3. Gene Ontology annotation, cellular component: adherens junction. Gene Ontology annotation, biological process: homophilic cell-cell adhesion; heterophilic cell-cell adhesion. The coding region runs from base 742 to 2487 and encodes 581 amino acids. Lineage: Eukaryota; Metazoa; Arthropoda; Insecta; Diptera; Syrphidae. The transcript is spliced from 7 exons. The record is from RefSeq and is a predicted model, not a curated record.